UUAUUUCCUUUCAUUAUAACCGCAAGGCUACGUCGAAUGAGUACGUCGUCGCUUGUUAGUAAUUCGUGUCGUUUUAUUAAAUAAAUAUUUUGAAUUUAAUAGAAUAUUGUGGAUAAACGGGAAAAUGUUCGAUACCAUUACGGUUAUCGCGACCCGAUCCAGGUGAAACGCGAUUAGUGACGAAAUAAAGGGAAACGUGGUGCGUUUUGUCGCGGUAGGUGUCGUUUGUUAUCAAACAGCGAGGCCGCGAGGUGAGGGCUAUGGCGGAGGCGGCGCCCGGGAACAUCGUGAAGGAGGGCUGGCUGCAGAAGCGCGGCGAACACAUCAGGAACUGGCGCGACCGCUACUUCAUACUCUUCGACAACGGCGACUUGGUGGGUUUCAAGACGCAGCCAGAACGGAACAACUACCGUGACCCCCUGAACAAAUUCACGGUCCGCGACUGCCAGAUCAUGGCUGUGGACAAGCCGCGGCCGUACACCUUCACCAUCCGCGGUUUACAGUGGACCACUGUUAUUGAACGCAACUUCUCAGUUGACACAGAGAAAGAACGUGAGGAGUGGGUGGCAGCGAUCCGCUUCGUAUCCGGCCAGCUGAGUACAGGCGCUGCGGGCGCCAGCGCCGGCGGCAACGCAGCAUCAUCAGCACCUUCGGAGACUGAUGACCAUGAUAUCGCACAGCUCGGCACCAGCUUCCGUGACCCUCGCCGUAUUACAUUGGAGAAAUUCGAGUUCGUAAAGGUGCUCGGCAAGGGUACGUUUGGCAAAGUUGUACUGAGCCGAGAGAAGGGCACAGGGAAGCUAUACGCGAUGAAGAUCCUCAAGAAGAACGUCAUCAUACAGAAGGACGAGGUCGCCCACACCAUCACAGAGAACCACGUGCUCAAGAAAGCUAAACACCCGUUCCUUACUGCGCUGCGGUACUCGUUCCAGACGGCAGACCGCGUGUGCUUCGUGAUGGAGUACGCCAACGGUGGCGAACUUUUCUUCCACUUGUCUCGAGAACGGUCAUUCACUGAAGAGCGCACGCGGUUCUACGGCGCCGAGAUCGUGUCCGCGCUGGGAUACUUGCACUCAGAGGGCAUUAUCUACCGCGACCUCAAGCUCGAGAAUUUACUGCUAGACAAGGAUGGACAUAUUAAGAUUGCAGAUUUCGGACUGUGCAAGGUGAACAUUACGUAUGGACGCACAACGAAGACGUUCUGCGGGACGCCCGAGUACCUCGCGCCCGAAGUACUCGAGGACACAGACUACGGGCCCGCCGUCGAUUGGUGGGGCACGGGCGUGGUGCUGUACGAGAUGGCGUGCGGGCGGCUGCCGUUCUACAACCGCGACCACGAGGUGCUGUUCUCCCUGAUCCUGUCGGAGGAGGUCCGGUUCCCGCGCGCGCUGUCGGCCGCGUGCCGGGCGCUGCUGGCCGGGCUGCUCACCAAGGAGCCCGCCAAGCGGCUCGGCGCGGGGCCCGACGACGCCAUGGAGAUCAUGCACCACCCGUUCUUCGCCUCCAUCAACUGGGCCGACCUCGUCGCCAAGCGGGUACCACCGCCGUUCAAGCCCCAGGUGGAGUCAGAGACGGACACUCGGUACUUCGACUCUGAGUUCACGGGCGAGUCGGUCGAACUCACGCCGCCAGAACACGACUCCGCGCUGCAACGCAUACAGGAGGAGCAGUUCCCGCAGUUCUCCUACCAGGAUAUAAGCUCGUCGGCACACUCCGCACUGUCACACCUGUCACAGUCCGCACUCGCCGACCGUCACCAGUAGCCGGUUGUCACCAAGCAAGAAACAUCCUUAUGGAGAUAGUACCGUGAACACGAAAUCGAAACCAAUAAAUUUGCUCUCAUACGACGUUUUUCUUCUAGCGUUGUAAAUUCUCGCUUAUCAGUGGAUAAUAAGAUCGUCCAUCUCUCUUACACGUAACUGUAAUGUUGAGAUAGAGAAUGAGAAGGGCGAAUUUAUUGGUAACAAUUUUUAUGUACACGCGUUAAGAUCUCUAAUUCAUUAUAAGAGUGUUCCAACCAAAGUUUGGCAACAUCUGUAUCCUCUGUCAAGUUUCAAAAAUAGAACAAUGUGUUAGGAUCUAAGAAAAAACUGACAUAGAAUCCUGAUUGAAAUAGGUACACUGAACCAUAUAUAGUUAUCGCAUUCUGACUUAUGGAGUUAAUAAUGAGAUAGAAGAGUAUGUAUAUACAUUGUUCGAAAUUUCGAACGUUGUCACUAUUGUCAACCGUCAUUUGGUUAUUUCUGUGUUCUGUCCAUCUAUACAAUUUGUAUAGAAUAAAUUUUUAAUUAGACAUUUGUAUAUACGAUCUCAAAGGUUCAGUUGUUAUUUGAAUCAGAAUUUCAUGUUCUUAGUUUAAUUAUUUAAAAAUUGGCUUUCUAUUGCCCUGUAACGUUAUAGAACGAGUUGUACAUAUAUCAUUAAAAUACAACUACCUGUUCCAUGUUAGUUUAGGAGUUGUUUCAGUUAAAGGUGGAAUUACAGGGUACGGAAGCAUGGCACCUUAGUACUCCGGAAUGGCAAUGAAUGAUUAGUACCACAGUUGUAAUGGCAACGGGAUGUUUGUAGUGCUGUUCAUGUAUAAAAUGUCGCCACUUCAUUUCCUCAUAUCAAUUCGACGUUCAAUUUAAACGGGGAUAGAAAUUACGACGGCCUGUGCCGAGGUUCGAACCCCUAGCGGUGCCCUCAGACUAAAGGCGUAUCUGUCAGGCGGGUGUUACCCUUCAGCUGCUCUAUAAGUCCAUCUGCGGGGUUAGAGUGCCAUCUGCACUCGCCUCCUAUCAUCCGGUGAAGCUGUAAAGGCCAGCUGCAAUCAACAGUAUUAGAGUAGUUCGAAAAAAAAAUUAUACAUCAGGUGGUCAGCUAUUUGCCAUUCCAGUUGCAUUAAAAAAAACUAUCUAAAGUCUAUAAUACUAUCAAAUAAGUUCCAGUGACAGUUUAGUAGUAAUUGUAUUGCUUUAUUAUUAUUUUAGUUAUCUAUAAGAGCAGUGUUUUGUAAACAACCCUAAGAUAUUAGGUACAGUAAUGGCCACUGAGUUAAUAUUGACAAAUUAUAUAGAAUUGUCUAAUUAUAAUUAAUUAUUAGAUGUUGCCUUACAAACUCUGAGUGGUAAGAUUUGAGUGGUAUAUUCUCCUAAUAGUGUCACAAUAUUUGUGGUAAAUAUCGAAGGGGUGAGGUAAAUAUGUGAUUACGCAGUAAGAUAUAAAUACAUACAAAAAAUGUUCAAAUUAUAUAAUCGGGAUAUCUAUCGUGUUUGUUAUUUAUUAACUCCCGAUAUAUCGAUGUUACAAACAUUCUGCAGGUCUACUUUGGAGUUUAAACUCAAUAUUAAUUCACGGAUAUUUUUCUGCUGCUUAGUCAAGUAGUCAAAACUAAACUGAA
Achroia grisella is the source of this 3382-nucleotide messenger RNA. It is a transcript of the gene Akt, whose product is annotated as RAC serine/threonine-protein kinase. Gene Ontology annotation, biological process: protein phosphorylation. The record is from RefSeq and is a predicted model, not a curated record. Lineage: Eukaryota; Metazoa; Arthropoda; Insecta; Lepidoptera; Pyralidae. Gene Ontology annotation, molecular function: protein serine/threonine kinase activity; ATP binding. The coding region runs from base 261 to 1763 and encodes 500 amino acids. The transcript has 8 exons.